CACAUUUAUAAUAGAGUUAAUUAGCCAAAUAUGAGUACCGCUGGUUGUUCUUCCGCAUGCAAGGUUACUGGUAAGUCAUCGUGGCCGGAGCUAAUGGGAACCAAUGUGGCUAAAGCAGUGAGUGUAAUUCAGACAGAGAACCCAAGUGUUCAUGUUAAGGUGUUGAACAUGUCUAAGUCAAUUCCAUUGCCAGUGGAUUGUGCUCGUGUCAUUGUCUUUGUUGAUGACACCAACAAGGUUGCUCUCCCACCUGUUAUUUGUUGAACAACAUUAGUCUCAUGCUUAAAUUCCAUUGAGUAUCUAUUUCAAUUUAUGUCUCUUUAAUUCCAUAUAUGUUUUGCAAAUUCUAUCCUUAACUCAAUGGAGUUUUAUUAUCAAUAAAGUUGUUUUCA
This is a messenger RNA of Solanum lycopersicum (tomato), 392 nucleotides long. Lineage: Eukaryota; Viridiplantae; Streptophyta; Magnoliopsida; Solanales; Solanaceae. The record is from RefSeq and is a predicted model, not a curated record.